AUGCUUACACUUGCUUUAGGCGACCUUUACAUUCCCGAAAGGGCCAUUGAUAUUCCAUCGAAAUUCAAGAAACUACUCAGCCCAAAUCCACAAAACUAUCCUACAAACUCCAAGAUUUCGAAAGUUGUAUGUUUGGGUAACAUCACCAACUCGCCUUCAACUCUCCGAUUUCUUCAUGAUAUUUCACCACACUUUCAACUCGUCAAUGGUGAAUUUGAUGAUCCAGUUGUGGUAUCACAACAACUCGAUUUGAUUAUUGAGUCUCAUCAAUUGAAAAAUAGUCGACGAGACACAACAGCUACGAAGACGAAAAUCCCAAUGUAUACAAAAAUUGUACAUGAUGAUUUAAAAAUAGGGUUCACCAACGGGUACCAGAUUAUGCCACGCGGCGAUCCAUUGCAAUUGAGUGCAUUGGCAAGGGAAAUGGAUGUCGAUAUAUUGGUCUGGGGUGGAACACAUAAGGUUGAAGCGUAUGUGUUGGACAACAAGUUUUUUAUCAAUCCAGGAAGUAUUACCGGCGCGUUUAGCUUUGAUUGGCCAGAACAGGAAGAGGAAGAGGAAGAGGAGGAAGGUGAAGGAGAAGUUGAUGUGGAUAACACUAGUGCGAAUGAGUUGGCAGAUAAGGAAGAUAGAGAAAACAUCACGAAAAAGACGAAUGAUGAUGAGGAAACAAAAGAGGCCAAUAAUGAAACGGGUAUUCAAAUUGACAAAGACCAGGAAAAAGAACAAAAUGUCAAAAAGGAUGACCCUGAAGUGAAGGUUGAAGCGUCUAAUGGAUCGCAAGACAAUUUGGAUAAGGCCGAAAAAGGAUCUGAUGAGAAAAGUGUAGAAGAGGAAGAAAAAGAUGAAAAGGAAGAAAAAGAAGAAAAGGAGGAAAAGGAGAACACCGAGAAGCCACUUGCUGAGAAAUUAGCAGACAUUCAAGAGGCAGACAGAAAGGCCAAGGAGCAACAGCAGCAAGAACAGUAUCAAAAGGCCAAAGAGUCGGAGAUGUUUAAAAGAACUCUACAUCAAGUCACGGAGCUGAAUACAUCAAUUCCAUCUUUUGUCUUACUCGAUAGUCAUGGCUCAACAUGCAUUUUAUACAUAUACACCUUAUUCGACAACAAAGUCAAGGUCGAUAAAGUAACAUAUACAAAAGAAUAA
Lodderomyces elongisporus is the source of this 1146-nucleotide messenger RNA. It is a transcript of the gene vps29, whose product is annotated as retromer subunit. The transcript has a single exon. Bases 1 to 1146 code for a protein of 381 amino acids. The record is from RefSeq and is a predicted model, not a curated record. NCBI's taxonomy places the organism in Eukaryota, Fungi, Ascomycota, Pichiomycetes, Serinales, Debaryomycetaceae. Gene Ontology annotation, cellular component: retromer complex; endosome. Gene Ontology annotation, biological process: intracellular protein transport; retrograde transport, endosome to Golgi.